UGUUCAAAACGUCAACUGUUCACACACCUCUCUGGCGCCCUCCGUGGAAAGCCAACAGCGAGAGCUGGGGGCAGACAGCGGAAGGAAGAAGACGUAACUGUUGCCUUCGGGACGGCACGAUGGACACGGCAGAAACGUCUGUGGCGGACGUAGCCAUGGCGGUGGAUUCCCUCUGGGUUCUGCUUGGGGCUGCGAUGGUCUUCUUCAUGCAGGCUGGCUUCGCGAUGUUGGAGGCGGGCUCGGUCAGCAUUAAGAACACCAAGAACAUCCUUAUCAAGAAUAUCGGAGACUCGGCGAUGGGGGCGAUCGGGUGGUGGCUCUUUGGCAACGGGCUAGCCUUCGGGAAGGACAGCGGAGGCUUCCUUGGCACCACCGGCUUCGCCCUGAAGGACGAGAGCAUGUUCGGCACGACCUCGGGAGACUUCGUCCCCUUGUCGUACGCGAAAUGGAUUUUCCAGUGGGCGUUUGCUGCCUCUGCGACGACGAUCGUAUCCGGGGCCAUGGCCGAGCGUGCAACCUUCGGGGCGUACGUGCUGCAUUCUUUCCUCAUCACGUCCUUCAUAUAUCCCAUCGUGGCUCACUGGGCCUGGUCCGAUGGGGGCUGGGCCAGCGCCCGCCUUGCUGACGACGACGACCUCCUUUUCGGUUGCGGCGCGAUAGAACUCGCCGGCUCCGGCGUCGUACACAUGACGGGAGGGAUGGCUGCCCUCACGGGUAUCUUCAUCCUCGGCCCUCGCGCUGGCAGGUUCAAUGAGGACGGUUCCAGCAACACCAUGCCCCAGCAGUCCGCAGUGCUCCAGACGCUAGGGACCUUCAUCCUGUGGUGGGGCUGGCUCGGGUUCAACGGGGGAUCUUUACCCUCGUUCGUGUCCAUGCCGGCCGUGGCUGCGAGGGUGAUGGCGGUCACGGUUAUCAGCGGCGCCUCCGGCGGUAUUAGCUCCCUCGUCGCCAACAAGCGGCUGUGCGGGUACUGGGACACCGGGAGCGCCUUGAACGGCAUUCUAGCCGGUCUCGUGUCCGUUACCGCGGGCGCGGCGACCUACGAGCCUGAGGGAGCCUUCGUCGUGGGGCUCAUUGGCGGGAUGCUGUACGUCUUCGCGUCUGCCUUGCUGCUCAAGUUGCACCUGGACGACGUCGUAAACGCCGUCCCCGUGCACCUCUUCGGAGGCAUGUGGGGCCUCGUUGCGGCUGGUUUCUUCGCGUCAAAGUUCGGCUACGCGGCGGCCUAUUCCGAGGACAGGUCGGGCAGGUGCGCCGGCGUUCUGUACGGCGGCAGCGGCAGCUCUCUCGCGGCGAACAUCAUCUUCUUGAUGGCGGUGGUGGUCUGGGUGGGCCUCCUGACCCUCUUGCUCUUCGUGGUGACGAAGCUGACCAUUGGCAUUCGCGUAAGCAAGGAGCAGGAGAUGGCCGGAAUGGACGGCUCCAAGCACGGUGGACAGACGUAUCCUGAAUUUCAAUCCGGUUUACGGUGCCUAGACACACCCGUUCUGUCGGUCGGGGCGGGCGAACGGUAAUGGAGACAUGGCCACCCGCCGUUCCCCGCGGAGGAAACAUCAAGAAGGAAGUAAACAACGAGAAAACGGAAGCUCGCUCUGGACGCUUCUUGCUGGCCGUGGGUGCGCGAGAGACAAGUGCAACUCUUGGCAAGAGGCGCGGCGGUGUCUCUCUCAAGGAGAAGACGGCGGUUGCUUCCCAACUCUUUCGCGUUUCUUUGUUUGUAGUCUGCUUGCUGUUGCGGUUGUGCAUAGACUAUAGAUAGAUGUACUCAUAUGCGUGGCAGUUGUGUUGUUGUCGAUGUCGUGGUCGUUGACGUGGUGAUUUGUGGAGUUCUGCGAAUGUUGUCUUGGUUAUCAGUGUUGUUCGUGCUGAUACGUUGGUUGGUGUGAUUGUGUACACUUCAAAUGCGCAUCAAGAGUUGCAGCGAUGUAAGGGUGUACGGUAGCGUCCGAUCUCGUCGGGGCUGGCCGGCUGUCCUCACGUUGGUUUUGGUGGGAUUUUUGAAUCGUUGCCCUCAUUACGAACCCCUAGAAGCUUAGCAGGAGUGAAUGUGAUGUAGUGAAUGAUGAAACUCGAUUCUGUUGGUUGAUGCAAUCAUGGGGGCGGACUAGAAUGUGAAGACCGUUUGUUGGCGGGAGGAGGUUCAAGACACUGCAGGAUGGGAUUGUUUAUGGGUCGCGGGUAUGCCGAACCUCAGCGUCUUGAUUUGUUUUGUGGCGUCCUAUUGAACAAGUGUAGCCCCAUGGUAAGACUAUCGGCUUCUUUGUCGGUCAAGCGCUUAAUUUCCUCAACAGUAGCUUGGUCGAUACUGUUUCAGGAGAAUGGCGGCCGUCUCCCUACCGGGAGACCUGCUGUAGGUGGGGAAGAUGUCGGGAUUUCACCAACAGAUCGGCUCGAUGGGAGGGGGUGAGUGGUGGCAUGAGGCUCAAGCGGCCAAGGUUUGUAAAGAACACACGCCGCACGCGUAUUUCGUCGUUGUUACUGUACGGGGUACAGGAGCUCACCACGCUCCUUCCUCUACCCCCAAAGUAGACGGGUAGGCAGGUGCUCUCUCAGCUCAAAGCUAUGGAAACGGGUGUAAAAUGUUUGUAUGGUAGUCUUAUUAUUUUGCUUGAUUCCGUUGCGCGCAUGUUCUUGUUUUCAUGAUCGCUCUAUUCCGCUCUUGUUCGUUGACGAAGGGGGCUAGUCAUCACAGAGAGGAGGGGUGAUGCUCAGAUAAUUUGUGUCAUGAUCAUCCACAUCGUGUGGGGGGAGCAUGAGGCGCCGGGGGCGGGGGGCAUUGAUGUGUGUAAAAAAUAGCGGAGGAGCCACUGAUAACAUCUGCAGCUGGAGUCCAUGUUGCUACAUUGUGGAAACAACAUGGCAAGUGCUCCGGCUGUGUACUACCGUAGUAUGCGGACAAUCGCUAGCCCACGUUCUCAUCGUACUUGAGCCUCUAUUAAAAGGAUUUACCAGCUUUUAGAGUUGACCGGGGUCGUCAAACACGACGCAAAUCGCGCCCUCGUGUAGCCCUUUUUUGCAGCACGGCGGGGGGAAGUUNGGGGGGGGGGGGGGGGGGGGGGGGGGGGGGGGGGGGGGGGGGGGGGGGGGGGGGUACUCAUGUUUUGCAUGUCUUCGCGGUUAGACUAUUGGCCACGCGAGCCGUUGCUCGAGGGGGGAAAAGGUACAAGAAAGAACUAGGGCAUGGCGCGGCCGGCCGCCAUACCCUGGUCCUCUACUCCCAGUAGAGAGGUAGGCAGAUGCUCUCCAGCUCAAUGCUAUUGAAAGGGGUGCACCAUACUUGUAUUGUCGUCUUAUCUUGAUUCCGUUGCGCACAGUUUUUUUUUCCAUGGUUGCUCUAUUCCGUCUCUCUUGUCCGCUUGAGUAAGAACGGUGGCGCAGGGGUCUAGCUAUCACAUAGAGGAGGGGUGAUGCUCAGAUGAUUUGUGUCAUGACCAUCCACAACGUGCAGGGGGGGCGUGAGGCGCCGGGGUGGCAUUGAUAUGUGUAUAGUAGCGGAGGAGCCACUGAAUACAGCUGCAACUGUGUCUAUUGUUGGCCGUGUUACAAGGCAAGUGCUCCCGGCUGCGUACUACCGUCCGCAGAAUGCUGACAAUUACUAGCCUACCUUCACGUCGUACUUGAAAAUCUCUUGAAAGGGUUUGCCGGCGUAUAGAGUUGACCGGUAGGGGGGGCCGUCGUCAAACACGACGCCAAUCGCGCCCUGGGGCAGCCCUACUUGUAGCGCGGUGGGGGGGAGUUCGUCAGUAGGAAAGGUAUGUUCCAACGGGGGGGUGCUCUGCUCGUUGGGGGGGAGGUACAAGAAAGAGUAUCAGCUGCUUUGGCUCGGAUCACAUCCGCUAGUCCUCAUCCACCAAAAACAAAAGGUGAGACCGCGUGGCUCCGAAGCAUCCAUAGACAUGAUCAGAAGACGAACCGUCUCCUGGGCCUCGCGUGAUGAGGUGUCGGGCGCGAGGGGGUCUGCGGCGAUGAGGAUUCGUUACUUUUUCUUCGGAGUUUGACCGGUGGCGACUGCGCACACUCACUCCUUUUCGAGACGUGCGGGCGGAGCAGGACAUGACUUCAGGAGACCGUAUGUGCUUCGUCUAGAAUUUAAUAGGUGCC
Molecule: messenger RNA, 4101 nt
Organism: Ectocarpus sp. CCAP 1310/34
Lineage: Eukaryota; Phaeophyceae; Ectocarpales; Ectocarpaceae
Source: the annotation of a GenBank genome assembly